This is a messenger RNA of Knipowitschia caucasica, 654 nucleotides long. The record is from the annotation of a GenBank genome assembly. NCBI's taxonomy places the organism in Eukaryota, Metazoa, Chordata, Actinopteri, Gobiiformes, Gobiidae.
AUGGCCGGGCAGAGCAGGCAGCUGUGUGGACUGACCCUGAGCUUUGUGGGGGUCCUGGGGGUGGCCUUGACCUGCGGACUGCCCAUGUGGAGAGAGACGUCGUUUGUGGGAGCGAACAUAGUCACUGCUCAGUCGGUGUGGGACGGUCUGUGGCUGCACUGUGUGGUCCAGGCCACGGGGCAGAUGCAGUGUCACCAGGGCCUCUCUCUGACCUCUGACCUCCAGGCGGGACGCGCUCUCACCCUCAUCUCCGUUAUCUGUGCCUUCCUGGGCUUCAUGGUGGCGCGCUGCUCGGUGUCCCGUAUCCAGGGUGGGGGUCUGGUGGCUCUCUCCGGCCUCCUCUGCCUCAUCGCGGUCAGCUGGUCGGCAGGAGUCACCAACUUCUUUAGCAAUGACCCUCUUCUGAUCCAGGCCCUGAAACGAGACGUGGGCUCCAGCGUCUACAUCGGUCUGAUCUCCUCCGUGCUGCUGCUGCUGUCCGCCCUGCUCAUCGGCUUGGUCUGCUGGGAAAACGACCCGCCUCCUCCCCAGCCCUCGGAAUACUCUGGAUUUUCCGAUCGCACACAGAGAACAGUAUUCCCAGGGUUCGCUUCUCCAAACAGGACGUCCCGGUAUAAGUAUGCAGACAUCUCCCCAGAAUCUCUGUACAGUUAA